This is a messenger RNA of Drosophila eugracilis, 2813 nucleotides long. RefSeq names its product probable cytochrome P450 49a1 (gene Cyp49a1). Bases 587 to 2392 code for a protein of 601 amino acids. Gene Ontology annotation, molecular function: oxidoreductase activity, acting on paired donors, with incorporation or reduction of molecular oxygen; iron ion binding; monooxygenase activity. The transcript is spliced from 14 exons. NCBI's taxonomy places the organism in Eukaryota, Metazoa, Arthropoda, Insecta, Diptera, Drosophilidae. The record is from RefSeq and is a predicted model, not a curated record.
UGGUUUUUGGUAUAUAGCGUAUAAGUAGACUAAGAAGCCCGGCGAUCGCGUUUAGUGCGUCGCGGUUGGUCUACGAGGCAACAGCUCAGACUUGGGAGCUCCACAUCGAAUAUAGCUCUCGGUUUCGGUUUCGGUUUUCGGUUUUCGGUUUUUGGUUUUAAGUUUUUCAGUUUUAACUCUGAGAUUCCAGUGGUAGCCCACAUACAAACUUCGCGUUGCGUGACAAAAGAGCUGGCGAAUCUCCCCGCCUUUUCAAGUGCUUGUGAACGUCUGGGAAAUUGGCAAAUAAAAAACAACACACAAUAGAAAUCCAAACAACAAAAGGCAUCCAAAGCUGUUUUUAAUUGUGCACAAACGGUGGGGCUUGAAAGUCUCUAGUCUCUUUUGGAAAACGAAGACCGCAAAUAAAUUAAAACUAAAAACUAAAUCGGCAAACAAGUUGAUUGAAACUCAAACUGAAAACUCAACCAACUGGCGUGGCAGGCCGUGGAAAACUAUUCCAAAGCCAAAUAAAUAAAAAUAAAAACAAACUAUUCAAGACUAAGAGACGAGUAGGAGAAGGAGCGAGCAACCUAAGGAGCUCAAGAUGUCGGGCUUACGCAAAACAUCCAUUGCUCUGAUGAGACGCUCUACUUCCAGCACCACUGCCACCACCGUAUUGCCGCAUUCUGUGGGCGGUGGUGCGGUGUCGCCACCUAGUAGCGGUGUGGGCGUGGCGACGGAAAUUGAAAAAUCAAUUGCAAUGCAGCGACUGCGGACGGGAGAGUCGGCAAAUCUGAAGAAAUUAAAUGUCAGCCAACAAGCCGUAACAGCAGCAGCAACAACUAAGGUUCCAACAACUGCAUUGGCAGCUGAAACCACCACCAGCAACAUUACCACCACUACCACAGCCACUUCUUCGGCUGCAGUGCGUCCCUACUCGGAAGUACCGGGUCCAUAUCCCUUACCAUUGAUAGGCAACUCCUGGCGCUUUGCCCCACUAAUUGGAACGUACAAAAUUAGCGACCUGGACAAGGUUAUGAAUGAGCUGCAUGUCAACUAUGGAAAGAUGGCCAAAGUGGGUGGAUUGAUUGGUCAUCCGGACUUGCUGUUCGUCUUCGAUGGCGAUGAGAUUCGUAACAUAUUCAAGAAAGAGGAGGCAAUGCCGCACCGACCGUCGAUGCCCUCACUGCGCCACUACAAGGGCGACCUGCGACGCGAUUUCUUUGGCGAUGUGGCCGGCCUAAUUGGCGUUCACGGACCCAAAUGGGAGGCCUUCAGACAGGAGGUGCAGCACAUCCUGCUGCAGCCGCAGACGGCCAAGAAGUACAUUCCGCCGCUAAAUGACAUUGCCAGCGAGUUUAUGGGCCGUAUUGAGCUGAUGCGCGACGAAAAGGAGGAGCUGCCAGCCAAUUUCCUGCACGAGCUCUACAAAUGGGCCUUGGAAUCUGUUGGUCGCGUUUCCCUGGAUACCAGAUUGGGCUGUUUGUCACCCGAGGGCAGCGAGGAGGCAAAACAGAUUAUCGAGGCCAUCAACACAUUCUUCUGGGCCGUUCCAGAGCUGGAGCUGCGAAUGCCCCUGUGGCGGAUAUAUCCCACCAAGGCAUAUAGAAGCUUCGUCAGGGCUUUGGAUCAGUUCACAGCAAUUUGCAUGAAGAAUAUUGGCAAAACUAUGGACAAGGCCGAUGCCGAUGAGGCUAGGGGUGUGCCCAAAUCAGAGGCGGAUAUAUCCAUUGUUGAGAGAAUAGUGCGAAAGACGGGCAAUCGCAAAUUGGCUGCCAUUUUGGCAUUGGAUUUGUUCUUAGUGGGAGUGGAUACAACCUCCGUAGCAGCCUCUUCCACCAUCUAUCAGCUGGCCAAGAACCCAGACAAACAGCAAAGACUCUUCGAUGAGCUGCAGAAAGUUUUUCCCAAUCGCGAGGCUGAGAUCAACCAGAAUGUCCUCGAACAAAUCCCCUACCUGCGAGCCUGUGUAAAGGAAACGCUGCGUAUGCGACCCGUGGUAAUAGCCAAUGGACGUAGUCUCCAGUCGGAUGCUGUCAUCAAUGGUUAUCACGUCCCCAAAGGCACGCACGUUAUCUUCCCCCAUUUGGUUGUUUCCAACGAUCCCGCAUAUUUCCCAGAACCCAAACGUUUUCUGCCAGAACGCUGGCUUAAACAGUCAGCGCCAGAUGCAGCUGGCUGCCCCCAUGCCAGCCAGAAAAUUCACCCGUUUGUGAGUUUGCCCUUUGGCUUUGGUCGUCGCAUGUGCGUGGGUCGUCGUUUUGCUGAAAUCGAGCUGCACACGCUGCUGGCCAAGAUCUUCCGUAAAUACAAGGUUUCGUACAACUCCGGAGAGUUUGUUUACCGUGUGAACUCCACGUACAUUCCACAGUCGCCUCUAAAUUUCAAGCUAACGCUAAGGGACGAGUGAGUGUGAAGUCUCCAGCGAAGGGAACUGGAGGCCCUGAGAGCUCAGCCUCAAAGCUGCAGUGACACACGGCGGAUGUGUGAUAUUUAUAGUCAAAGCCCAGCUGCUACUGCUGCUGCUGCGAUGUUUCUUUUUAAUUAAGCAAAUGUACAUAGCACAGAAACAUAGCACACACACACACAGACAUACAGAAACCGACAAUUUGAGUACAUCCUAUGGCCACGAGCGUAGUUCUGUGGGUGCGUGUAACUAAAUAAACGUUGUGUAUUUAUGUUGAUACAUGUGUAUAUAGAACCCAUUAUAUAUAUAUAUAUAUAUUCCCCCCAAACAUAGUUUUAGUUGUUCCUUUUUUUCGCUCAAAGAAUAAUUGUACCUAAUAAAGCGUCGAAAAGUAUGCAAUAAAAUGUCUGUUUCUGUUUGCCUU